GUAAAGUUUACAUACCUCGACAUCCAUGUCCAUGUCCAUGUCCAUGUCCAUGUCCAUGCCUACACUCGGAACUAGUUAAUAAUUGUUUUCCUUUUCUCAAGCAUUUCUCUCUCCUUCUUACAUAGCAUUGGCAGGAAUAGUUACCAGCUUCAUUCUCUCCAUCUUGUCUUGUCUAAGCUCUCCUUUCGUUCUUUUUGGUGGUUUAUAGAGCAGUGAACUCGACUUGAUUUUCGGAACACGAUAAUGCACGCGUCUACCUCGGUUGCUACGGCAGCAACAGUGCUGUUCUCUUUGGCUUCUGCCGCGCCCAAUCUUCGUCCUAGGCAGACAGACUCUGCUCUUGCGCCAUGGGUCACUGUCAAUGAAGAUGGAAACCCAAGCACUGUCACGCCUGUUCUGAGCACCAUCAGCGGAACUCCUACCGUCAUAUCCGGCGCUCCUCACGAUUUGACUGCCACCGUCUUUACCGAAACCAACUAUGGAAAGGUAUCUACAAGCACAGGCACUGGCCCAAGUCCCACCGCAACCGGUAGUGAAGGUGCUGGGUCGUUCCCAAUCUGCCACAACAAAGAUGGCGCCAAUGCUCCAUGGUGCUUGCCAGCCGAGGGUACCGAUUUGUACCCCGGUACUACGUAUUAUUUCACUUGGGACACUUCCUACUUUACGGCUCCUAAUACGACCAUCCUAGUUCAGGGCAACUACUUGAACGAGACCACAGGUGAAAUAACAGAUCAGGCUUUUGAAUCCCCCAAGUGGACUGCUUCUUGGGGCUUCUGGAGCUACAAGAUUGACGCCAGCUUGAUGAAGUACCAAUCAGCCAAGAACAUCACCUUGCAGCUCGCUACAUUGUCCGCGAACGGUAACUCGAGUCAAAUCAUUAAGGGACCUAGGAUUCAGGUCACACAGGUCCCUGGUCCUCAGCCAGACCCGGGCAAAAUCCCUGAUGCGAAAGCACUGUACAUUGCUUUGCCGACUGUGCUUGGUUUCAUUGCCCUCUGCGUCGUUGGAACUUGUCUCUGGAACAGAAGGGCCCGUAAGAUCGAGAUUGGAAACAUCAUGUCGCGUAGCAGAAACGGAUAUGGUGUGGGCAAGAGCGCGAAAUCACGAAUGGGUCUUGGCAAGAAGAACAAGGCUAACGAGCGCAUUCAACUGAUGCAACGUGAGGUCGAGGCUGAGGGUGGUGAGGUUUACCAUGAUGAGCCAGGCCGUCCCAGACGUGAUAGCGAUGCUCUCGGCAGUUUGGCUGGGACCCCAACCGAUGACCACCGUAUGGACUUUGAUGGGCUUGACUCGCGAGACCACUAUCAGGGAGACAGAAAUGUGUUCCGGGAAGAAGUAAGGAGACAGCAUGAUGGGAGGUUUUAGAGAAUCCUCUGGAAGCCUAUACUUGGAGAGCCACAACUCAAAAUAAGUUAUCGUCGGAUCUGAUAACUUGGCUGACACCCCUAUUUUUUGAUUAACGAAAGACACGCAUGUCACACAGUACACGAUAUAUAUUUUAUCUUCUACUUGUAGAUCCGUCUUGUCUAGGUUUACGAUAUUGUUAUGGAAGCAAAUGGCGAAGAAGUACUACGAUUAGCUUAUGGUUUUACGUUAGACAAAGGAACAGAUAGAAUAAA
Hypoxylon fragiforme is the source of this 1619-nucleotide messenger RNA. RefSeq lists its product as uncharacterized. The coding region runs from base 244 to 1365 and encodes 373 amino acids. Lineage: Eukaryota; Fungi; Ascomycota; Sordariomycetes; Xylariales; Hypoxylaceae. The transcript is spliced from 3 exons. The record is from RefSeq and is a predicted model, not a curated record.